Messenger RNA from Bactrocera oleae (olive fruit fly), 9484 nucleotides. RefSeq lists its product as uncharacterized. Lineage: Eukaryota; Metazoa; Arthropoda; Insecta; Diptera; Tephritidae. Gene Ontology annotation, molecular function: adenylate cyclase activity; guanylate cyclase activity; GTP binding. The record is from RefSeq and is a predicted model, not a curated record. Gene Ontology annotation, biological process: microtubule-based process; cGMP biosynthetic process; protein phosphorylation. Gene Ontology annotation, cellular component: microtubule; plasma membrane.
CAGUUUUCGAGUUACUUUCAAAGCGUUUGGUUGCCUACACGGAGGUGACAACGCGCACGUAGUGCAAAUUUUGCUUAUAGCAGACAAGCAGACAAGCUGGCGAUUUGUAAAUUGCAUUUGCAUUUGCAAAAAGUUCUAUUUUGUUGUUUGUGCACACCCCUGUAAGUGGUGGUUCAACAAAAUUUCAUAGCGCAAAAGUGCUUACGCGGCGGUUCCAUAGUGAAUUCGAAUUUUAUAGUGUGUUGAGCGAAAUGAGGGAAAAAUAAAUAAAGCGAGCAGAGUGUGCGGCGCAGCAACGUAUAUUGCUUACAAAUCACUAUUAUUUCAUUCUUUUUAGUGUGAGCUUUUAAAGCGGUAAUCGGCGGAGGAACGCCGCAAAACCUGCUAGCAGCGUGUUUGUGCCAGAGCCAGAGUUGUUUGUAUUACGGGGCGUAUACGCAACGUUUAGUGUUCUAGUCGCAGCUGUAAUCAAAGUAGCGUGUGAAUAUGCUGACAGAUUCGUAUUAGGCGCAAUAACUACAAAUUUAAUCAAAAUAUUUCGUAUUUUACGUAGAAAAUUAGUGUUGAUUUUAAUUGGUUGUCUUCAUUGUGUGUCUAAUAUGCAGGAAUUUGUGGAUUAAAAAUUUUAUUAAAAGGAAUGCUAACAAACUGAAAUAUUGCUGUGCUUAACUGAAAAUCAGAAAACCAGUUACUUCCAGCUUUGUGCCAAAUAAGCUGAAAAAUACAAACAAAUAUGUAACAAACACGCUCAUCAAAUGCACACACAUAUUGAAAAUUAAUUUUCGGAUAUGGAAGUUUAUGGUGACGUCUACUGCGGACGCAAAUAAUGAAACCUUCAACAAAAGAAGAAACAAUCACAAAGGCACGCAUUUCCAUUGCAUAGCCACAGGCGCAUGAACAUGAUGUGAACAUUUUUAAGAAGAAUAUGAGUGGAAAAGCAUUUUUGCAUGCACACAUCAACAUAAUAAUUAAAAUCACAGAAAAUAUAUUAACUCCAAUAAAAACAGCAACAAUAAGAGCUUAUUUCGCACGCUUAAAUACAUGUUGAAUGCGCCUUUCGUCGGUGUUGUCGUCUAAAUGAAGUUAACAAUCUGUCAAAUUGGUAAAUUAUUUCUGCUGCUGACAGCUUUCUUCCUACUCCUCGAUUCCCAACAGUUAGUGGGUGUGCAUUGUAUCGUCGAAAAAGUUGCAAUUGAACGUUUGAAUGCAUUGGAUGCUGACACCACAGGUGAGCUGACAACGGUGACUGCAAUAGAAGAAGCACAAAACACCACAAACGCAAACGUGACAGCUGUCAGGGCAGUGAUAGUUGAUAAGGUUUGCACUCAAAAUAACAAAAACAACCACAGCCAGAAACGUGGUCAAAAUAAUAGUGGCCAGACCUUUGAUAUUUGUGUUGAAGAGCAAAGUCAGCCGCAAGAAAACGCAAGAAACUCAGGCGUCCUAACAACGGCAGAGUCACACACGAUAUUUGAGUACACUAUUACGACAACAAAAGCCACCACGUCAAAGCGGGACUACUUGCUGUAUGCCCCAAGUAUUGGACAACACCGUGUCGACGCAUUAAUGAGCACAGCGGAAUCAGCUGAGUUGCAACAGUCACGCGCUGAGGCACAAGAUGUGGCGCAAACGCACAAAUUAAUUACAACAACACCAACCAACCAGUUAGUGGAUGUAAUAGCAGGAACAGCAACUGUAGCAACAACAAAACAGGAAAGUGUUGGCAAACUUUCAGGUGGGAAAAAUGUUGCAGAUAACGACACGACAAGCGAACGACGAAAUCAGCAAAAAAUGUUAUUUAACAUGGAACAACAGCGACUGCAACAAUUACAAGGCAGCGAGCAGGCAAGCAAACAGCAACAAGUGCAAACACAAGCGCAGCGACAACACCAAAAAGAGCAAAUACAUCGACCGCGACAGCAAUUCGACCCAAUACAGCAGCCAUUAGCAACAAAAGCAACAACAGAAAACCACACAACAACAACGCUUAGCACAAGUCAAGCACGCGCUCACUUAUCCACCGAAAUGAAGAAGUUGCUGAAGUUUCCAACCAAAAUGGCACAGCAACAGCUGCCAAAACAACAACAACAACAGCAGCAGCAGCGACAAAAAUCAGCAAAUAAGGAGAAUGGAUCUAAAAUGCAACUACAACAAGAAGACGCAAAACCGGAAAUACGCAAGCAGCGCAAACGAAAGCCACUUGAAGUCGUACUGCGACAACAACAAAAGCUACAACAACAACAUUCGGCACAACCACAAUUCUUCACUUUAAAGCCACUGCCAACACGAAGCCGACAACCACAACAAAACGGCACAGUAUGGCAACAGCAUGUGGACGAACAGCUGCAACAGGAUGCACAGCACGUGCCCGAGUAUGAACCGCUGCGACAACAACCGUUGCAUUCCACCGUACGCCAUCAACAUGUAGGCGUUUUAAUUCCAUCCCGCAUUUUGGACGUGUUGCAUGUACAGCAGGGCUUUUACAACUUUCUGGAUUUCUUUCAUGUCAAUCUGCAAAAUGUCAGUGUCGAUUUUAUACGUGAUGACGAUUUAAGUGGCUUCAUUAAACUGCUCGAACAUCCGAAAUAUACGACUGUGGUGAAAACCUUAAAUACCGGGAUUAAUCUCGCUGACGACGAGUUGGCGCUGAAUGGGAAAUUAUCAGCAGCAACAUGGCCAAGUCAACGGCAAUCACAUCAACAGCGGCAGCAACAGCAAUCUGUAACACCAGCACAGCUUAAUAAUGCAACAGCGGCUUUCUCGAAGGUUGGCGAAAUGAAAAAGUCAUCAACGUCAAAUAAUGCGCCACUUGUCGCCUACUGUCACUUGACUGAGCAGCUGUCACAAGAGUUUAAUAAAACAGUACUUGUUUGGCCGUGUCCGCGAAUGAAGGAAUCUAGCAAUUUUCUACCCUCAUUUGAAGCGAUUUCCUAUGCUGUGAAAAGCAUUGCGACAAAACUUAAUUGGACUCAUGUUGACAUUUAUGUUGGCGAUGAAAAUUGGGGUAUGCCACUUGCCAUAGCGGCAAACUUACAUGUGUCAUAUAAAAUUGAAAUUGCUGACGACAUACGUGAUCUGCAUGCACACGAUAAAAUUGGUAAAGCGAUCAUAAUCACGGCGGACAUGAAUGAUGCCAGCACAUUACAAUUGCUGACACAGUUGGUGGGCCUGCAACACACCAAAGUGCUGCUCAUCGAUGUGGUGGCCACGUCCUUUAAUGCGCAGAAUAAUUUCUACAAAAAUUUGGCGCGCAUUAACGGCAGCGCCGAACUAAUGUCCAAUUUGCUGCUACUCACAGUGCUGAGUGAUAAGUACCGUUAUUUUCUGAAGGUCGCCUUCGAAGACAACGGCAUUGGAUUAGUGCAGAAUUUCCGGCAAAUGCGACGUUGGAAGGCAAUGACAACCGAUGGCCAGCUGGGUGGCGAAGCGGCUAUGCUCAAUUGGCCAAUGCACUUGGAUAGAUCAGUUACACGUGCGCUGCAAGAGCACGAAGAGGCUAUGGCUGCGGAGGCAAUCGUAAGCAAUAAUGACAAAACUGCAACGACUACGAGCACAACAACUGUGCAGCCGACGCGUGACACAUUGGCGGCCUUCGAUGAAUGUCCACAGCUGAGUGGGCUUAAUUUUGUCGAGAUCUGUCCGAAUAUUGAAAAUGUAACAGGGCAUUGCGUGCAGUUUUUGCAACAAAAUCACAAUGACAAUAAUACUACACGUAACGGCAAUUUGUUGCAACAGCUGCGCACGUUGCUAAAACAACUAUGCCACAUACAUCCGGUCACCGGACAUACCCACGCUGAACAAGCGCGCAUUGCCAAUUUACGGAAUUUCAUAGACUUUUUUCAUUUUUACGAUUUUAUAAUUACCAAUGUGCGGCAACAGCUAGCGGUGACGCCAACAAAACCAAAUUCAAGCAAAAUAAAGCAAUCAAAUACGGCAUCAACCACAACGCAAAAUAGAAAUCGAAACGAUAGUGCCGGUGCUGCUGGUAGUAGUGUUGACAUUGACGCGCCAGCCGGCAUUAUCACCGCCCAAAUGCCUAAGUAUGAUUUCAUUGUAUUGGAUGUGGUGCAUGAAAAUGCCACUGCCAACAAUAAUAACCACAAUAAUAAAGACAAUAGCAUAGCCACGAAUGCGGCUAUAGUUGACUUCAAUGGUAGUGUUAAUGCUGACACCAAUUCGGCGGACACGGCGGAUGCGGUAUCAACAGCAUCAAUUGACUCAAUCAAAUGGCGCCCACUGUUGAUUCUAGAGCAGCACGAGAUCAAUUCCAACACUUAUAUUACACAUUCCAUACAGCCGGGUUACGACGAAUGGCUGCUGGUGAGCACGGCACAGCUUUGGCAAUGCGGCGCUAUCUGUUGGACAAUUGUGGCGAUUUGCAUUGGAUUGCUUUUGAUUAUUAUGGCCGCAAGCGUGGCUGCCGGCAUAGCAAUGAGGAAUUACUUUCUACGUAAGCGCCUCUCGAAAGGACCCAACAAAAUCGUACUCUCCGCUGAUGACUUUGUCUUUCCAGUCGACUCACGCAGGGUCGAUGAGGGCAUCGAAGCGAUGCUCUGCUGUUGGCUACAACAACUACAAGAGUUCGGCGGCCCCGAAGUCGACAAGCCUGAUUUGCUUAAAGGUUCAAUCGGUUCGCUAAAAAAUCUUGGCUUAAUUAUACCGGGCGUCGGCACAGCCACUGGAGGAGCAGCCACAGCGAAUGGUGCUAAAGGUACGUCAGGCACAAAUAGCUUAGCGCGUCAUAAUCCGGCGCUCCUAGAUAUGCGGGCGCGCUACAAUGGCGAUUUGGUACAACUGAAAGAAAUACCCUUGAAUGGCUCGGCUGAGUUGAAGGCCAAAGCAAUGGAUCUGUUGGUGGCAGCGCACGGCAUGCGACACGAGAACAUUAACCCCUUAAUUGGUUGGCUCUCCGAUCCCAAUCGCACAGCCAUGGUGUUCGAUUACUGUUCACGCGGUUCGCUGCAGGAUGUGCUCAUCAUGGACGAAAUCAAAUUGGAUUGGAGUUUUCGUCUCAGUUUGUUAACGGAUUUGGUGCGCGGCAUGCGCUACCUGCACGCCUCAACCCUACGCGUGCAUGGCACAUUAACGUCGCGUAAUUGUGUUGUGGACGCACGUUGGGUACUGAAAAUCACCGAUUAUGGUCUACCAUCAUUCUAUGAGGCGCAGAAUCUUCUGCCACUCACACGAACAGCUAAAGAACUAUUGUGGACUGCGCCGGAAUUGUUACGUUCAAUGAAAACUCAUCAUCAACACCAUGGUCGCGUACUGGGCACACAAAUGGGUGACGUCUAUUCCUUUGGCAUCAUCAUGCAGGAGGUCGUCGUACGCGGUGAGCCCUACUGUAUGUUGUCGCUAUCUCCGGACGAAAUAAUAGCGAAAAUUAAAAAGCCACCACCACUGAUACGGCCAUCCGUUUCGAAGGGUGCUGCACCGCCAGAAGCCAUCAACAUUAUGCGUCAGUGCUGGGCUGAACAGCCGGACAUGCGGCCCGACUUUAAUUCCGUUUACGAACGCUUUAAAAUGCUCAAUCACGGGCGGAAGGUGAACUUCGUUGACACAAUGUUUCAAAUGCUGGAAAAGUAUUCGAAUAAUUUGGAGGAGCUGAUACGUGAGCGCACAGAUCAAUUGGACAUCGAGAGAAAAAAAACGGAACAAUUAUUAAAUCGCAUGUUGCCAAGUUCGGUCGCGGAAAAAUUGAAAAUGGGCUUGGCCGUCGAACCGGAAGAGUUUUCCGAUGUCACAAUCUAUUUUAGCGACAUUGUUGGUUUUACAACGAUUGCUGCACACUGUAGUCCCGUACAAGUUGUGGACCUGCUAAAUGAUCUAUACACAAUUUUCGAUGCCACCAUCAACGCCUACAAUGUAUACAAGGUGGAAACCAUUGGCGAUGCUUACAUGGUUGUUAGUGGCUUACCGGUGAAAAUACCCGAUCAUGCGGAACAAAUUGCCACAAUGGCAUUGGAUCUGCUACACCAAAGUGGUCGUUUCAAUGUGAAGCAUUUACCUGGUGUACCGUUGCAAUUACGAAUAGGUUUGCAUACAGGUCCCUGUUGUGCAGGCGUGGUGGGAUUAACAAUGCCGCGUUACUGUCUCUUCGGCGAUACAGUGAAUACAGCAUCGCGUAUGGAAUCAACGGGUUCCUCUUGGCGCAUACACAUGUCACAGGAAACACGUGAUCGCUUGGAAGCACGAGGCGGUUAUACGAUAGAACAGCGUGGUUUAAUUGAAAUUAAGGGAAAAGGAAUGAUGAAUACCUUUUGGCUGUUAGGGAAGAAAGGUUUUGAUAAACCGUUGCCUGCCCCACCGCCAAUUGGUGAAUCCCACGGUCUAGAUGAGUCCCUCAUCCGCAAUUCGAUCACACUCAAAGCACAAGCGAACAAAUCACGGAACAGCACCAAUCCCUCCUCAAGUCAAUCUUCCUCGCUGGCUGGCGAAUCAGUCGAAGUGAAAGUGGAGAUUACGCCACCCACCAAUGCGGACGUUUGCUCGUCAAACUUGCCGAACUCAUACUCUUUGGACUCCACUUCUACGAACACAAUCAGUCCGAAUGUCACAUUAUGUCCUGAUUUCCCCGCGAAGACACCUAACGCCAGCCCGCAAUCACGCAAAAUGUCUGAACUUUCACCUGAGAAUUUGCUCACACCGGGCACUUUUAAUCGUCUGCCUAGCUCGGCAGGUGGUUCUUCAUCGCGCCUCUAUAAAAAAAUUGAAGAGAUGAUGGAUCUCAGUUCACCGUACAAUCAUUACAAAUGUCUCAGUCCCAGUGAAAGUAAUCUCACACAAUUCUACGAUGGUAAAUAUUUGUAUAGCGGUGGUGCUGUUUGUAGCGCCGUUGGUGGCGGCACCGGCUCUGGCGGUGGUAGCGUACACAGCAGUAGUGUUAAAUUCGAUUCGAAACCUGGCUCAAGUCGUCUAUUACGGCGACAAUUCAGUCUCGAUCGCGAUGACACGCAAGCAAAAUCGGAACAUCAUCAUCACCAUCAGCAUCACCAAAGCUCUUUGCAGGGUUCAUUUGCUAUGACGCUCAUGAAUAAGUCCUCAAUGUUGGAUAUACCGAUAUUACAUGAAACCUCGCGUAGUCCGAAAGGCACAUUGACACGUGCGCACAAACAGAACUCCACUUCGAUCGCACAAGAUCUGGAGAAAAUCGAGGAGAUACCACUUUCGCCUGCAUCCUCACAACAUCACAGCAGCUUGGACAGCAAUUUGAAUCGCAGCCCACCCUCUACGGUAGAGGCACAAACACCGCCAACUAAUGCCACAUUAGCGGCUGCAUUGCUGUCGGCGCCUACCUCGCCAGCACCAUCGCGCACCUUAAACGGCGUGGGUUAUAAUAUGAGCGGCGGUGGCGGCGCUGUAACAGAAAGUCCCACCACCGAUGCCUCGACAGCAACAACAACGGCUUCAGUUAAUUCGAACAAUACGACUCCGGGGGAGGACAGUGGAAUUCGACGCAAUGAAUUGACAUUAAAUGUAGAGACAUUACUUAGCAGGUAGGACACGGUUUAAGGCGUUCAGAUAUGAUUUCUAAGAAUGGUUGUGUGGCUCGUUACCAUGGAAUAUGGGUUAAACCAUAAGCAAAUAGUGUUAAGCACUUAAAAUGCUUAUGAUUGGAAGACAUUUUGAGCAUUUUUUUUUUAAUAUUAAAUUUUCGAAAUUUUUGUUGUGGAUCAAAACCUACGUUGAAUGCAGUACAAAUCCGUUAGAAUUCAUAACCAAUGUGAUUUUUAUUAAGUAUUGUAAUAGUAUUGUAUUUAUGGAAAUUUUAUUUGUGUAAGUAAUGAUUAUGGGAGGAUUGAUAUGUACACUUUUUCUGUGUGCCAUCUUAUAUAAAAACUUAUGUUAUAGGACAGGUCCUUUCAAAAGGUAUUUUUCAGUAAGGGUGAGCUCAUAUGAAGAUGAAAGUGAUAUAAGAAGAUAUAUUUGACAUAUGUCACUUUGACAUUGACUGCAGGUUCCAGCAGAAAAUAUGUGUUUAUAUACUUGUAUAUUUACGGAACAAAGUGAAUCACUGCAAAUGUUGGAGGCUCCAAUAAAUAUAUGCUUACGAGUAUAUAAAUGAUCCACGUGAUGAGCUGAGUCGAUUUAGUCAUGUUCGUCUAUCUAUCCGUCUAUAUACGAGUAUAUGCGAACUGGUCCCCAGUUUUUGAAAUAUGGACCUGAAAUUUUGCACAGGUGCUUUACUAACCAACUUACUCGCUGCAGAUUUGUCAGAACCACCGAUAUAGGACCACUAUGGCGUAUAGCUGCAAUACGAACUAAUCGAUCCAAAACAAGUUUUUUGUAUGAAAAUCUCUUUUUAUUUCAAAAGGGACGAUACCAAAAUGUUGCACGUUUUAUUAAUCAAGGUAUCGCUGCAUUCUGCGAAAAUAGUUUUCAGAUCAAACUAUUAUAUAUAUAUACAAACAAUACUUUAGCCUGAAACUGAACGAUCUAACUUUAGUCAUUAUAAGGAAAACAUUUUUAUUUAACAAGGUAUCGUCACUGAUCAUAAUAAAUAAAAAAAAGGUUUUUAUAGCCCUUUAUGCUAUAAAAAAAUGCGCCUGUGAAGGGUAUUAUAACUUCGAAGCAGCUGAAGUUAACGUUUGUACUUGUUUUGAACCAUUUUGCUCGAAUAUUAGAAGAGAUUUAGAAAGAGUUUGAAAAGCUGACAUCACAAAUGAUCGGUGAGAGGUCAAGUGUACUAUCGGCCCAAUUUUAAGUGCUACUGAAAACGACAUUUAAUUGAAAAAUGAGUAUUACAAAUAUUUGCGGCCGGUUCUACGGUAUUUUCUAUUUUUAUAUGAAGAACUUUAGUGAGCUUUAUCGCUUCUAUUAGUAAAGAAAAGUCACAAAUCUUAUAAUGGAAAAUUCAGUGCUUCAAUAAUGAUUUUUGCAAAAAAAUUUAUGUAAUAUAUUUAUUUUUGAAUGUUUUUAUAGCAUUGUAACAUUUAUUACAAAAAAGUUUGAGAAAAUCUCGACUUUAAACAGUUAUUUUUUAAGAGACAAUCGUUGUUACUACAUAAACCUAAUAAUUGUAAUGUAAUCUGUAGUUAUAUAUAAUAUAAAAAUGUAGUCUGAAAACUUAGAGAAACAGUAAUUAUAUAGCAUAUUAAGUAUAUAUAGAUAUAUAUACGAUGCAUGCAAACAUAUGCAUUACUUUAUAUGUAUGUAUAUGGUAAGAGGGACGUGUGUGUUAUGUUUGCAUAAGAAAUGUGAAAAAGCUCAAAAGAACGCUUGCCAAUUAAAACUACAUUUGGAUAUAUAUAUAAAAAAUAUGUAUAGUAAAUUAUAUAUGGAAUGAAGCUUUGUAAUUGUUGUACUAAAGAUAAAAUUGGUGUUGAAGAACAACAGCACAAUGGCUAAUUUCGCAGUAUUUGAGGUGUGUUGUAAAGCUUUUGAGAAUGUAAUGCCAAAGAUGUAACUGAGAAUACCUAAAACGGUACAAACUUACUAGAUAAAGGAAACAGAAACUUAUUUACAUACAAACAAUAUCAAAAAAAUU